This is a messenger RNA of Salmo salar (Atlantic salmon), 1935 nucleotides long. RefSeq names its product apolipoprotein M. Gene Ontology annotation, cellular component: high-density lipoprotein particle; low-density lipoprotein particle; very-low-density lipoprotein particle. The record is from RefSeq and is a predicted model, not a curated record. Gene Ontology annotation, molecular function: phospholipid binding; lipid carrier activity. Gene Ontology annotation, biological process: high-density lipoprotein particle remodeling; high-density lipoprotein particle clearance; high-density lipoprotein particle assembly. Lineage: Eukaryota; Metazoa; Chordata; Actinopteri; Salmoniformes; Salmonidae.
AUUACCACAAUCCUAAAAUGUUUGAAGCUCAAUCCGGACACAGAAAUAUCAAGCCCAGAAAGAGAGAUCAAUUGCCAGGUUUCUUUUAGGCCACAAGUUGAUUGAGGUGGUUCAGGUAUGUUAGAGGCCAAGGAAGUGUAUUCGUUCUUGCUCUUUGUGAAUGGGUGGUUGGGUCAGCUCUUCACCCCCUGCUCCCAACCAGUCCUCCUAUCUACAAGCAGUCUCAAUACCCAACAGUAUCUUGGCAAAUGGUACUUCAUUGCAGCGGCUGGUGUGAAGGAGUCAGAUGUGCAGAUGUUCAGACAGAUGGACAGCACUGUGUUUCACCUGAAUGAGACCUCUGAAAAUACACUACUGUUGACCGGAGCCAUGCGCGUGGGUGUUCAUUGCAUUAUGAAAAACUGGACAUAUACUAUUCAGUCUGGCAAAGAUGAUUUGACAUUAGAAGGCAGGCCUGAGCUGCAAACUCUAGUGUGGAGUGGAGAGUGGCUGAACUGUACCAAGUGUAUCCUGCUGCAGGAGAUGGAGCGUCACUUGGACCCACUAGAGAGACACGACACCCUCAACAGAUUCAUGCUUUACGCUCGUGACAGUGCCUUAUUGGAUAAUAAAGUGGUGAAGGUGUUUCAGACCCAAACAGCUUGUAAAAAUAUGGGCAGAUUUGUCCAUCUCCCUCAAGAGAAAGAGCUUUGUAAAUUGGAGAAUAAGGCGUAGCACUGAGGCUACCUGAUAUUUGUUGGAAUCUUCAAUCAAGAUCAUGCUAUGCAUCAAAAUAGGUUUCCUUUUGAUAGUUUAAUAUUAGCGUAUUGCCCACUCUAACUUUGAUCUAACUCCGAAACGUGGACCUAAUUCAAAUGAAGAACUCUCCUCUCAUUUCCCAUGUGUAAUAGUAAAACAAAUAAACAGAAAAAAGAACAGCUAUUCAAAGUCUGUUCCAAAGUCUCAGAAUGUUUAGAAUAGCACUAGUGCUUAGACUUCUAAGCAUUUUCCAUCGCUCAUUUAAACUUGCAGUGACAAGGCACACAGUUAUCAAGCUUUCUAAAAGGGCCUAUUUCCAGGCAAAUAUUUCACUUUCACGCAUUUCUCUUUUUGUGAGGGAUGACUUAACUGUCAUGGUUCAGUCAUGGUUCACUGAACUGCAUUGUUCCACUCUUCACCUACCUCCAUCAAUGGAGGCUGCUGAGUGGAGGAUGGCUCAUAAUAAUGUCUGGAAUGGAGUCAAUGGAGUGGUAUCAAACACUUGGUUUCCAUGUGGUUGAUACCAUUCUGUUGACUCCAUUCCAGACAAUAUUAUGAGCUGUCCUCCCCUCAGAAGCCUCCUCUGACCUCCAUCUAAAUACCAUUGAAAUAUUUCGAAAAUAAUCCAGGGCUAGUUUACGGGGAAGAGCCACCCACGUAGUUACACUGACAGUGCAGGGGAAAUUCCCAUGAUGCUGCUGACAGAGCAUAAGCUCAGAGCACACAGUCGUUCACAACUAGAGUGGUCAUCAACAGUUCUCUUCUUCAUUUGCUCUAAUGUAAUAAUACACAUAUUAUUUCUUGUAAGGUUAUUUCUUUGACCUGCAGGUCAAAAUCAAGAAAAUAGGGAUAUAUGAUGGGGUCCUUUGGGGUGCAUUGGAUAUGUUGUACUUGUAAUUUCUAUGGCUUAAAUACAAUAACAGACUCCCAUGUCUGGUCCUAUAAAAACACCUACAGUAUACACUACAUUGACAAUAAACUUUUUCCUAUACAGGCAGCAGGUAGCCUAGUGUUUAGAGCGUUGGGCCAGUAACCAAAAAGUUGCUAGAUUGAAUCCUCGAGCUGACAAGGUAAAAAUCUGUCGUUCUGCCCCUGAACAAGGCAGUUAACCCACUGUUCCUAGUCCGUCAUUGUAAAUAAGAAUUUGUUCUUAACUGACUUGCCUAGUUAAAUAAAAAUAAAAAAUACAAGAGGAAA